Molecule: messenger RNA, 627 nt
Organism: Funneliformis geosporum
Lineage: Eukaryota; Fungi; Glomeromycota; Glomeromycetes; Glomerales; Glomeraceae
Source: the annotation of a GenBank genome assembly
AUGGCAAUGUCUAGUGCCGCCAACAUCUUGUUGAAACAGUUUAAAGAACUUACACAAUUUCCAGUGCCAGGGUUUACAGUCGCUUUGCAGGAUGACGAUGUUUUUGAAUGGGACGUAGGUAUUAUUGGUGCACCUAAAACUAUUUACGAGGGCGGUUACUUUAAGGCAACUCUCAAAUUCCCAGUUGAUUACCCAUUUAACCCACCGACGUUUAAAUUCAAUAAUGAGUUUUUCCAUCCCAAUGUUUAUUCAGACGGAAGGCUCUGCAUAUCUAUUCUUCACCCACCAGGCGAUGAUCCAACCAGUGGUGAGACCGCCGCUGAACGUUGGAAUCCCACUCAAAGUGUUGAAAUAUCGUCAGCCUUAUGGGGGAUCCUAAUUGCUCAAGAUGCUGGGGUUUUGUAUCGUACAGAUCGUGAUUCUUAUAAUCAUAUUGUUCAUGCUCAAGUCGAGGCAUCGAAAAAGGACAUUCCGGAAGGUUUGAAAAUACCAACAAACACCGAUGAUUUCAUUGUUCAAAAGAAACAAGCCGAAGAUGAUCAAGAUGAAAAUUUCUGGUAUGCAUCUGAUGAAGAUGAUGAAGAAGAUAUGGAUUAUAUGUCAUCAGAUGAUGAAGAAGAAGACUAA